AUGCAAAGGUGCCCGAGCUUCCUCGAGGCUGCUUCGCGGAGUCGCGGGACACCACGCCGGGGCCGCGCUCCUGGCACCGAGGCUAACACGCAAUCCGGGGUCCAGUCCGAGCCCUGGCUGGAGGAGCCAGCCCGGCUCUGCGGGGAGGCGGCGGGGUCGACUGUUCACUGCAAAGCUACCUCCAUGCGACCCUCCCCUUCCCGCCUCUUCCCCUCCCCCAACCAGCCUGAUCUGGGUUCUUGGGCGCUUAUUGUUUUAAUGAAAUUUUUGGUUGUUGUUGUUUUGGUCCUUGAAUGUGAUUUUAGCUGCGAGGUAAGGAUCUGGGGCCCUGCAGGCGCCUUGGAGCUGGAAGGCGGAGGCUCUGGCUCUCGGAGGGGUCUGUGGUGUGGCCGCGGGAGCUCCUGGUGGCGGCGACGGUUCUCCUGGGCUGGAUGCCGUAACAGAGGCAAGAAAAGAAGUAAGCAAUGUCGUGCAGUUUUUUUGGCGCUGCGGAGAGCAGGGGGCCGGGCGACCAACCGCCAGGGCCCGACAGAGGGGCGGCUGGGAGUCGGCCCUGUGUCCCCGCCGCCGUCGGGGGCCCCCGGCAGAGCUGGGGAAGGGUGCUGCUUUGACCCGGGCACAGGCUGGAAACGCUCGCCUCCGUGGCUCGCGCGGUCAGAGCUGUUUGCGCUGGCUCCUGGGACAUCAGCCCCAACGAAGACCUGGGGCGAUAAGUGCGGGCACCUCGAUCCCCCGAAUCUGUGGUUUGGCCGGUAUCAGUGUUCUCCUGACUUAACUGGCCUGUUUGUGAAUAAUAAGCUGUUGAGGGAUGCCAUUCGCGGAUGUGGAAAUGAGGCGUUUCGCUCGCUAUGGAAUGAGAGGUGUCAGGAAAGAAGACUAUAUCACAGAGCCAGAAAAAAAAGUAAUCAGUUGCAGCACACAUGGGCAUUUCCAGCUGCUUACCAAGAGGAAGUUCUGUGCAGUGCAGUGGCUGUAAAACAGCAGGAUGAUUUAUCGUUGGGACAUUUACUCAGGGUGAUGGACACCUUAUGUGAAGCUCUGGAAGUUGGUCAAGGCCCUGCUCUACCCCACACCAAAAUCAGAGGCCUUGUGGAACUCAGAUCAUGUGAAAUGUGAAAUCUAUUGCUCCCGGAAACUCCUAAUACAUACCGGAUAAUGACUAAUCUCAAUGGUCAAGUUCUUUAUUUCAGAGUUGGCACCAUGUUGAAUUAUGUUCCGGAGUUAAAAUAAAAUUCCUAUAAAGGUGACCAUAUUUUUGACUCUCCACUUGGAAGAUCCCACUGGGCCACUGGGGCAUGAGACACAAGAUAUAUAAGACAUAAUAACACUCUAAAACAUAAGCACCUGUUUUAUGUUGGUUAUUAUAUAUUAUUUGAUACCUGGCUUUGACACCCACAUGCGGACAUCUAACUACACCAAGUUCAAUCUAUCCUUUUUUUCUUUUUUACUUGUGUGUGGCUGUUUAGCUCAGGUGGUUAGGGCAUGGGCUAAUGAGAACAAGGUCACAGGUUCAAUCUUUGUGUGGGCCAGCAGGGUUUGCUUUGUUCAGUGGCCACAGACUGGGUCCAGCCAGCUGUCUAGCAUAUGUCUGCCCCAGGUCAUGAGAGGACAGGGUAGGAGGGAGUAGAUGGACAAGAGCAAAUCCAUCAUCACCAUUAGAAAAAGCCAAGCCAAGCCUGUGUCCUACUAAUGGGGGUCAAUAAUGUCUCAUUUAAAUGAAGUUGACAUUUUAUUACUUCUUGCUGAGAGGGUCUUUUGAACAGCAAAUUCAAACAUUGUUGCCUUUUUGUGUGAAUUCAUUUUUAAUAAAUGGAAGGCUGUAUAAGACCUCAGAUGAUUACAGCUUUCUAAAUAUAAACUAAUGGCUUAACUAUUUUAAAAGUUGGUGUAUUAUUAAAAGAGAAAGUUCAGUGUGGCUAUUCAGUUACACCUAAAUCUGCUUUGGCUAGUGAAAUAAAAAAGAUAUGAAUU
Messenger RNA from Tupaia belangeri chinensis (Chinese tree shrew), 1971 nucleotides. RefSeq lists its product as uncharacterized. The coding region runs from base 1 to 1116 and encodes 371 amino acids. The transcript is spliced from 7 exons. NCBI's taxonomy places the organism in Eukaryota, Metazoa, Chordata, Mammalia, Scandentia, Tupaiidae. The record is from RefSeq and is a predicted model, not a curated record.